Tachysurus vachellii is the source of this 1229-nucleotide messenger RNA. RefSeq lists its product as uncharacterized. Lineage: Eukaryota; Metazoa; Chordata; Actinopteri; Siluriformes; Bagridae. Gene Ontology annotation, cellular component: membrane. The transcript is spliced from 7 exons. The record is from RefSeq and is a predicted model, not a curated record. The coding region runs from base 156 to 746 and encodes 196 amino acids.
CACACACACAAGCACACAAUCUCAAACAUUCUGUCCCAAUCUCCACCCCGUCCUCUACUCGUCCCACUUUUUUACCAUCCCCCCUUCCCUCCUCCCCCUCUUUUCUGUUGUGAAACACUAAAAUCUGCGCACCUCACCCACAGACAGUUGAAGAGAUGGACACAAAUGCAGGUAUCGAGCCUAUGAGAAUGACUGAGGGCCCAAGCACACAAAUUGCUGGUGGCACUAAACCUCUACACCGCUUCCUCAGAGGAGAGCCAAAAACAGUUGGGAUUGUCCUCUUGUUCCUUGGCUUGUGUAUGUUCUUGUUCGGGAUUCCUGUGAAUGAGGACGUUUUGGAAUCAUCAACAGAUAUGUAUAGCCCCUUUUGGCUGGGCACCAUGUACUUUAUUUGCGGUGUUCUCUACAUACAGUCAGAACGCAACACCACGAAAAAGAUCGUGACAAUAAGUCUUGCGUUUAGUAUCAUCUCAAUACUGGGAACUAUAGUUGGUGCUAUAAAAUUUAUCAAAGUUUUAGUCUUGAGCUCUCAAUUAUAUAUUGCUCAAGAUUAUUACAAUUACAAUGACACUGACCUGGAAACUGAACAUUAUGUGCUGCACUACAGACUGGAAGCCGUGUUCCUAUUCCACAGCUUGGUGGCAGGAGUGAUUCUAAUCUCCAUGUCGGUGUUUGCUCGUCUGGCGCUGCGCUCAAGUCAAUCAAAGAUGUUCGUGGUGAUGCGUUAUCCACCUUCAGCAGAGUGAGAUCCCGGGUGAACACCAAACACCAGUCUGUGAUUCAUAUCAGAAAUAGUAGUCAUAGAAUUCAGCUCAUCACGUAGCUGUCAUCAAGAAAACUUCAAAUACCAGGUUAUUUGACAGUGUAAACAGAAACCAAACUGAAAGUGGUUCAGUUGUUAAUUUGUUUAAAUUACUCAGACAUUCAGGCCUCACUGUAUGAUUGCGAGAAAUAACGACUGUGAAAAAGUCUUGUUAGAAUGGCUUUUAGCCUCUGCAAUGACCGUGAAGCAAAUUCAUAUUUUACUAUUCUGUACUUCUUGGCAUUAAAAAAAAAACAAACAAUUGAAAUGCGAGACAUUUCACUAUAACCUACACUUAAACACUACUAAUUCACAUAUGGAUGUGUGUAUUGCCCAGUAAUCUUUUGUAUGAAACGAAACUAACAAAACAAUGAUGUUGUUUUGAUGUAAACAGCCGAGUAUAAUAAAUGCAUUUUUGUAUAAUCAA